UGAGAAGCAUAAAACAACGUCGCAGAGUAUGACGAUUUACGACGAUUACACUGGUGAUUUGGAAAGAGAAGCUACCGUGAACGAUUCAACUGUUUUAGAAUUAUUCAACGUAAGCUCUACAUCCGAAGAUGAUUAUUUCGAAUCAGAUAGAGAAGUUUCGCCAUUCAUAUGGAUAAAAAAUCAUUCAUGGACAAAACCAGGAGCCACGAGCUUUGUCAAUACUGAAAACUCUGUCUCAAGAUUGGUCGUGAAUACUAUAUUUAAUUUUCCCUAUCGAAGUAAUGCAUUUUUUGGAUUCCGACCUUCGACGUUUGUGCCAUAUGUUCAGCAUUUUCACAUUCCUACUGUACCGUCACAAUUUCAACACCGCCCUCACACUGUUUUAUUGAGUGAAAUCUUGCCCACCGAAAACUAUUCAUCCAGGUUUAAAAAUAGUCUGCGUCUCGACUUUGACCAAAAAUUAAACUGCGAUCAGUUUGAUGGUAGUUUUAAUUUUUAUUAUGAAAAAAUGGAAAAUAUUGAUCGAAAUAACAACUUGCGGUGUCUUUCUGAGGCUUGUGAUGAACAUUUGCGACAACUUCAAUACAAUAAUCUGAGAAAUACACAAAAAUUUCUUAGGAAACUCUGCAACUUGAAAUAUUCCAGUCUAACCACGCCGGAAAGUGAACAGUCCUCAGACGAAGCAGUUAGAUUGGAUACAGAUACAUCGUUACUCAAUUAUACAAUUUCAUGUGAACCCUACCCUGCUAUGUUGGAUUCUGUCGAUCUUAAGAUUUUAGAAAAAAUUACCCAGCAUUCUAAAAUUUAUGGCAACCUUCCCGACUUAUUUCAUCGGAUCAGUGAAGAAAUUCUUUAUUGUAGGAAAUAUAACGAUACAACCUUUCAACCGCUGAAAAGUACUUCCUCGACGCAGACUGAAGAGGAAAAAAUGCGUACGAAUAAAGCUGUAGCGAGUGAAUGUAUUGAAAAAGUAGACACAAAUUCAUUGACAUCAGAUCAUUUUCAACAGGAUAAUCGAGUGCCAUUGCAUAAAAAUUCGAAAAUUCGACGUAAUCGCAAUUUUGUGUUGGAGAAUAUCGAACGGUUUAAAUUGAACCCUUCGCGUGAUUUUUCUCUUCUUAAAAAUGACGUCAAGAAACAAACACUUUCAUCUAAUAAAAAACCAUUAACAAAAAGACGCAGACUUCAAAACUUGACAGUGAAGUGUCGUAGCUUGCAGUUUGCCACGGAUGAAGAAGAUUUAGGAAAGUAUAAAGAGAGCGCAGAGCAACCAAUCAAAAUAAAAGAAAUGGAGGUACUGAACGAAGUUUUGAAAGAUCAAACGGAAUCUAUUAACGAGAUCAGUGAUUGUUUCAACGAAAUGCAAAACGACGCUAUUGAAAUUGUUCACUUACAAGAGGAAAUUAAUGCAGUUUAUUCACGUCAUCUGGAAUCAUUAACGCAAGAUUGUCUGCGAGUGAACAGAACGGUUUCUGAUAUGUUAUAACUUAAUGAUAUUUUACAACUCAUUCUUACUUUUUCCAUAAAUAUGUAUCCACAAUAUUCGCAUUGAAGUUAAUAAACAGUGCAUUGGCUGUUAUAUUCAUGUUGUAAAGCGUAAUUAAUCUAUUACCUGCUGCAUGCUAGGUGCAUGUUUAUUUAUAAGGUAUUUAUUUAUUUAAAGCAUGUACAUAUUGCACUAAAAACAAAUGCAGUUUAUAGUCAUUUCGAGAGUUGGACGUACUUAAGCAUUCAAGGAGUUUUUUUUUGUUCUAAAAUGUCAAUCAAUUAUAUAUGAGAUAGAAAUUAUUUAUAUGCCAAAUAUAACU
Wyeomyia smithii (pitcher-plant mosquito) is the source of this 1808-nucleotide messenger RNA. RefSeq lists its product as uncharacterized. The transcript is spliced from 2 exons. NCBI's taxonomy places the organism in Eukaryota, Metazoa, Arthropoda, Insecta, Diptera, Culicidae. The record is from RefSeq and is a predicted model, not a curated record. Bases 29 to 1486 code for a protein of 485 amino acids.